AUUUUCUGUCAAAUAUCAAAAUACUAUUCGAUUGCAAAAUUUGCCUUCAAUGCUUUAACACGUAUUUCUUCGAAUAUUGGAUUUGGAAUAAUUUUUCAUAUUAUGCAAUAUUUUGUGCUCACGACAAAAUACCGUUGGUUAACGGUUUGUGGCGAAGCUUCCACAUGUAAAAACACUGCAAAGUAUUUUAGGCUUAAUGCAACCAUUUUGUGAUCAUUAAAUUACUAAUUAUAGUAGUUUCCAUACACCAUGGAGCAAAUAGUCGUUAAAAAUGAACCUGAAGAACUAGUCAACAAUUACGAUAAAACAAGUAACCAAGAUAUGCCUUCAACCUCUGGGGUAGCUAUAAAACAAGAAAUCAAAGAAGAAUUUAAUUAUAGUGACAACUCCAGGGUCCACAUUGAAUUGGGGGUGAAAGAAGAAUCAGAUGAAGACAAUUUUGAUGGAGCCAAACUAAAAUUUGAAGCCAAAGAUGAAGUGUUGAUUGACAAAGGAUACAUAAUUAAUUUGCCACAAAGAUAUUUAAACAUACCUGCCCAUAAUUUUGGAUUUAAAGUCAAUGAUAGUGAUCAAGAAAGUGACAAUUUUGACCAUGGAGAUAAAAGUGAAGAUUUGCCGGGCAAUAUUAAGGAAGAAGAAAGGGACAGUGACUUUUCUGAAGAAGAUGAUAAAAAUUCGGCACACAAUGAAGAAAAAGAUGAGGAUGAAGCCAUGUUUGAGACGAAAAUGGAGGUGGAAUAUCAUGGGGUUCAAUAUGAUGAAUCAGGGACUGACAGUGAAGUUGCAAAUAAAGAAGAAAAAGAAAUUGGAAAAAAUUCGGACCCCAGAUGUGCCUACGAAUGCAAACAAUGUUCCGUUAUUUUCUUCAAGAAAGAAUUGUUAGAAAGUCACAGCUUAAAGUGUUUAACACCUGUAGUUGUAGUUGACAAAGAGAAGAUGUUUAAGUGCUAUAUUUGUGAAAAGAAAUUUCAAACAAAAAAGGGUUUACUUAAUCACAAAAAGUUCAUUCACAAUAAAGAAAAGCAAGAACAAUUUAAAUGUGAAAAAUGCGAAUAUCAAAGUUUAAGGGAAGGUAACCUAAAAGUUCAUUUAAAAAUUCACGACAGAAGUAGGUAUUUAAAAUGCAAAUUUUGCCCGUACUUGACUGCCGCUUUGAAGACCUUAAACGCGCACAUUCUAAGCAAACACAAACUGGAAAAUAAAGGGGAAAACGAAAUAAAAAUAACAAGCAAAAUACAUCAGUGCGCCAAGUGUUCGUACUCGACUGUGAGAAAAAAUGAUUAUGAUAACCACGUCAAGGUAUGUCUGAAAUUGAAAAAUAUAAACUGGUUUAAAUGUCACCAGUGCCCCUACAAAACUAUUCAAAAAGUAAACAAAGACUUUGGUAAUAGAGAUGCAAAAUGAGAAGUGGGGAUUUUUUAAUUGGAGUGCCCUGGGCAGACCACUUGUCACUUCAGACUCAUACUAAGCCUUGGUGUUUUAGUGGUAAAAUUUCAAAUAUUCUUAAAUAAAAAUGUUCAACACUAUGGAAGCAAAAAAAUUAAUUUAUAACGCGGCGUAUAAGUGGGAUGUCAGAUUGGCAAAAUCAAUGAUUAUUUCACAAUACGUUUUCAAAUAGGCCCUUACCAGCAAAAGCAAAAAAAUUUAAAAUGUUGCGCAUAAUUUUGUUACAUAUGGCAAUGUUAAUCAAUGCACUCAUAAUAGGGAACCGCGAGUCCCGUGAAUGAAAAGCGCGAAUACACAGGAUCCGACCAAGUCAACCAAACAAGUUGCCGAACAGUUCCACCUUUCACAGUCUAUGGUAGGAAAAAAAUUGAGGAAGCUUAGGUAUCACCCAUAUAAAUUAAAGAGAGGUAAUGAGCAGUUUCCUGGUGAUCAAUACCGUCGCAUGGAACUUUUCCAACGAUGAGUCGUCGUUUACUCUACAUGGUAGGCACGAUUCAAUGCACAAACGGUAUUGGUCGAGGACGAAUCCUCACGAAGUUUAUGCCGCCAACACCCAAAGACCUAAAAAAUUAAACGUUUGGUGAGGUAUACUGGGAGACCAUGUUAUUGGUCCAUUUUUAAUCGAGUGGUGGGAUGACACAGAUGGUUGUGGAGGGGAAGUAAGACUUUGAAGGGUCAUUGACGGUUUUGAUUUAAUUGUUUUAAAAAUUUCAACUGUAUGCUCAUGAUGUAGGUAUUAUGAACAUAUAGCCGAUAUUGCAAAUGUCGUUAUAUACUAAAGCAAUAUAUAGAAAUGCAAAAUGAUAAGUGGGGAUUUUGUAAUUGGAGUGGGGGGGCUGUUGUGCAUAAUUUUGUUACAUAUGGAAAUGUUAGCCAUAUGUCAUUUAAUUUAAGUCUAAUUUUUAAUUGGGUAAAUUAACAAUUCAAUAAAUGGGGGAAUACAUUUUUAAGUAAAUAAAAAUAAUACCUAAUUAAAAAUUAAACUUAAAGUUAAAUGACCAAAUUAUUUUAAUUAAAUAACAAAAAAAAUAUUUUAAAUAACCUGUACCUAUAUUUUAACGAAAUAAAAGAAAAAUUUGCAAAUAAAGUUUUUUUAUUCAGAGAACGUAAAUUAAUAAUUAUAACAGUCUAAUCAUCUGCAAUUAGCGGAUUUUUCGUUUACUGGCGGUAAACUUAACGUGCCAAGGUAAGUAAUAUUCAGAUA
Molecule: messenger RNA, 2650 nt
Organism: Brassicogethes aeneus
Lineage: Eukaryota; Metazoa; Arthropoda; Insecta; Coleoptera; Nitidulidae
Source: the annotation of a GenBank genome assembly